GAGCUCCGAGAAGACGGCGAUCCCAACCGGACUGAGGACUUGCGGAUGUCUCGACAACUAGCUGGACAAAGACGACCAUCGCCACAAGAACUUCUAGGUUGUAGCCACGGGUCUCCCCCAAAUAUAUUUUUAGACAAUUAUGAGAUAACACGCUCCUCAAAUGCAAAUCGACGACAGACAAGUGCCGUUAGUGAAGGCGAUAUCGAGCACGGAGGAGCGAACGGUCUUAAGCUGGCAUCUCUACCUACAUCGCUUGAACUAUCAAGAAGCCGUUCACGAGGCACCAGUCCCGGCAAAACGUCUCACGAUUCGCAACACAAAAGACCACUGUCACCAAAAUCAAGGCCGUCUGUACCUGUAGAUAUACCACAGGGUGAGGAGUAUAGAUCCGGUGCCGCGGCCCCAAAAGCAACGGUCGAAUCGGGGACUCUGAAUGUUCCUCUCGGCAAUGUACACGUCCAGACACGCGCAUCCUAUGGAUCGACCGUUAACGGGGAGUCAGAGCCUCGGGCUUACGCCGAGUGGCGAGACCUGGAUUCAUCGUGGAAACGGAACAUCGUCGUGUCAAACGUCAUUGCCUUCUUCCUGCAAUGGGGCGUUACAGGAGCAGCUGUGGUCAUCGCCUACAACACUCCAGCGUACGGAAUCGGUUGCAGGCCGUCCAGCUAUCUUCUCUACGCGAUUCUUGCAACUGCUGCGCAUAUCCUUCUCUUCAUUUCUGUAUUCCUCUCUCACGAAGUGAUGUUGAACUAUCAAAACGGAAGUGCAACUAUCACCUGUAAAAGCCCGCGCAACUAUCGUGUAUACAUUGUCUCUGCCCUUGCGGUGAUGACACGAAUUACCGGAAAGGCGAUUGCCAUAGCGAACACCUUUUGGAUCAUUCUGAGUUCGUUGUUUGAAUUGGUAGGUCUGUAUAACAGUUGUUUCUGUGAAGCAUCGAUGCUUAUACCAAAAGCAACAUCGUGGGUCCUAUUGUUCUCAUCGCAGUCGGGGGAGCUUCGUCAUAAUGCCGGGCGGUACUGGGCCGGGGGCAUUGUCAUGAGUGCCCUGGUAUGCAUGAUUACGUGCUGGAUUGUGUACCUGUAUCGCACAAGAGCUUAACGAGCAAAACACAACAACGCUCAAACAUAUUCAUCCACGUUCCCAGCCACAGUGCUUCUUCAUGUCAAUGGACCAUGUAUAGUUACGGCCGAGCUCUUGUAAGCGAAUGAGGCUAGUCG
Molecule: messenger RNA, 1220 nt
Organism: Pseudovirgaria hyperparasitica
Lineage: Eukaryota; Fungi; Ascomycota; Dothideomycetes; Acrospermales; Acrospermaceae
Exons: 1
Coding region: 46-1101 (351 amino acids)
Source: RefSeq, a predicted model, not a curated record